ACGAAACAGUUUCAUUAUUUACAACAAUAAAAAGUGAUAUCUUGUUACUAUUACAAUUGAAAAAUCUACGUGAUCAUUUAGCAUCAAUCUAUUUUUCUUUUAUAUUAAUAAUGUUUGCGGUGGUGACUUGUUGCAGUUAAUCGUAUCGAGGCAAUUAAGAAGAAUCAAAAUUCCAAAGAUCCCUGUAAAAAUCAUGUCUUGGGUGCCUCCAGAUUUGAUAAGUCUUUGUUCACCUCACUCUACAGUUUCAACAUGUCAACCACCCACCUUAAUGUUCCUAGCAUUUAUUGCCCAUCUAUUUGGCCAUUCCAAAGAUUCUUACUACUCCUCGUUAGACCCGUUAAAUCAACCGAGUUCAUCGUGGGACUUCGAUAUAAAAAGACCAAGCCCGCCAUAUUAUCAAGAGCACUUCUCAAGGAAGGACCACUUCGAAACAGAUUCCUCCUUUCCAACAUCGAUAAAGAAGAUUUACAGCUCACUUCCAGUUAUAUCCAACGACGGAAACCAUGAAAGUGCUCUAGUUAAUGUGAAAACGGCAAUUCCGGCCGUGAAUUUUGCUCAAGUUUAUGGCUUCUAUCCUCGAUUCGAUAUCGCCACGGUUUACGACCACGUUGCUGGCCUCGAAGACAAAAUCUACAGGAAACCUCAAAGAACGAUAAACCAGAAUGUCAACACUUUUCCACAUUUGCCAAAUUUUGGUGACAAUCUGGGAUACCAAAAUCCAGCUGUACAAAUUAUCCAAAAGACAUAUGACAACUUGAUUGAGAAACAAAAUUUUCAUCACACCGAAUCACCUUUAAAUCAACCAAUAAAUUAUAUCAGUAAUUAUGGUAGUUCACAUGCAACAGAAAGGAUAGAGGCGAGAAGUUCCAUAAAUUUUCCGCGUGCAUCGAAAUUCUUGAAGAAAGAAUAUGAUUUCAUCAUAGUAGGAGGUGGCUCGGCCGGAUGCGUUCUUGCUAACAGACUGAGCGAAAUAAAAAAUUGGAAGGUGCUUCUGUUGGAAGCUGGAAUAGAAGAACCACUGGUAGCUGAUGUUCCAGCCUUCGCCUCUAUGUUGCAAGCUAGCAAUAUCGAUUGGAUGUAUCGUACACAACCAGAACAACACUCUUGUCGAUCGAGAAGGGGUAGAAGCUGUGCAUGGGCAAGGGGUAAGGUAAUGGGUGGUUCCAGUACGAUCAAUUACAUGAUUUAUAUCCGUGGCAAUCCUAAAGAUUACGAUGAAUGGGCUGAGAAAGGCAAUUAUGGAUGGAGUUACCAAGACGUCUUGCCAUAUUUUCUUAAAUCCGAGAACAACGAGGAUCCAGAGAUCGUUAAAGAGAACCCGUACUACCACAAUCAAGGGGGCUACCAGACGGUGGAACGAUUUCCCUACACCGACCCGAACACAGAGAUUCUAGUAAACGCGUGGCGGGAACUCGGACUCGACCCAGUGGAUGCCAACGCGAACAGACAGUUGGGCGUGAUGAGACUCCAAAUGACUUCGCUCCACGGAGCACGUCAGAGCGCGAACAGUGCUUUCGUAAGGCCUGUCAGACGCAAAAGAAAGAACCUGACGGUUAAAACCCAAGCCCAUGUCACCAGACUGCUGAUAGACGGUAUAACGAAACGUGUGACAGGAGUUGAGUACACUUCAACGAUCACAGGAUUCAGCAAACUUGUCUCGGCUAGGAAGGAGGUGAUUUUAUCAGCAGGAACGAUCAAUUCACCGAAAAUCCUUAUGCUUUCCGGUAUAGGUCCGAUGGAAGAUCUAAAGAAACACGGGAUCAAUGUUUACAGCGACCUACCGGUAGGUAGAAACCUUCAGGAUCAUGUAACAAUGGACGGUCUGGUGAUCGCGUUGAAUGCUACAUCGACUACCAAGACUAACCUGGAGAAGAAGAAGGAUGUGUUUUAUUAUCAGAACACCCAUAAGGGUCCUUUGUCCUCCACUGGAACCCUCGCCUGUGGUGUAUUCCUACAAACCAUCUGGGAACACGAACACGGUCUGCCUGACAUCCAGUACGCAUUCGAUGCCAGCAAUCGGAUGGACUUUCUACGUGACCCUGCAGAGUUUGGGGAAACAGCGGUGGAACCUUUAUCUUAUUACGAUGCCAUCAAUAUCAGACCUAUUCUAUUGUCACCGAAAAGCAGAGGACUUGUGUUAUUGAAUGAUAGCGAUCCCUUGUGGGGUCCACCGCUCAUUUAUCCCAGAUACUUCACUGCUUAUCCCGACGCGGAAGCCAUGGUGGAGGGAAUACGAGCUGCAGAGGAAUUAUUUCGUACCAAUUCUUUUCGAGAACACGGCUUUACUUUCAUCGAUACUCCUCUGCCAGCCUGUAGACACUUGCUCUUUGAUUCGAGACAGUAUUGGGGUUGCGUGAUGAUGGAGUACACCGCGACCAUCUUUCAUCCGGUUGGUACUUGCAAAAUGGGACCCGUAUGGGAUCCAGAAGCUGUGGUGGAUUUGAGGCUGAAGGUAUACGGGGUGCAUGGGCUCAGGGUGGUGGAUGCUUCCAUAAUGCCGAAGAUUAUUAGGGGAAAUACGAAUGCGCCUACUAUUAUGAUCGCUGAGAAAGCUAGUGAUAUGAUUAAGGAGGAAUGGUUGUAUAGAGAUGAAUAAAUGGGAUGUUUUUUGUUAUUGUUAUUUUUGGAUUACAUUCAAAUUAUUGUUAUUGAUUUCAUUGACAAAAAUUUAUGAUAAUUAAUAAGUUUCACUUUUUAAGGGUUCACUUUGUGUUAAUGCAACGCUUCAUUUACCCUUUUCUCAGUCAAUUUGUGAAUUGAAUUUUCUAUUAGUAAAGAAUAUAAGCAAAUCAGAUAUCGUGCAGACUUGGAUUCAUUACGUGUUACCUACUGUUAGGCUCCUAAAGAAUCGAACCUCGUUGAACAAAAGUUGUUGGUUACUUAAAAUUUUCAAAUAUAAGAAAAA
Molecule: messenger RNA, 2908 nt
Organism: Osmia lignaria (orchard mason bee)
Lineage: Eukaryota; Metazoa; Arthropoda; Insecta; Hymenoptera; Megachilidae
Product: glucose dehydrogenase [FAD, quinone]
Molecular function (GO): oxidoreductase activity, acting on CH-OH group of donors; flavin adenine dinucleotide binding
Source: RefSeq, a predicted model, not a curated record